AUGGCGUCUCGGGGUCUAUGGAGUCUACGCAGCGCAUGCGGCCUUUCUUCUAUAGAGGCAUUUUCUAGGCAGCAUCGUUUAAAUAAAAUAUCUUUAAACAGUUUCUUGGGGGGCCCCCAAGGGGCCCCCCCUUGGGUAUUAGGGGGCCCCUGGGGGGGCCCCCCUGGGGCCCCCUCCUCAGGAGGUACAGAGGGCCCCUCAGUGGGUACUUGUUCAGCAGCAAAUAAACCCGAGAGGGUAUUAAAGGCAUUUGAAUGGGUAGAAGGAGAAGACAGCAGCAGGAAGAAGGAGGGGGGCCCCCUGGGGGCCCCUGACAUAGGGUCUGCUGGUGAUGCAUCAGGUUCCCCUCUUAAUGGUAGGGAGGAAGGGAGGGAAAGGAACGCAGCAAGGGAAAGUGAUGAAGGGAGAGAGGUAUUGGAGCAACGGCUGUUGUUAGAUGGGCGAUUUAUAAACUAUGAUGCCCUCAGGCGUCUCCCCAAGAAUACUCUAGGGUAUAAAUUAAUGCAUUUUCUUGACUCGAAUUCUCUGCAUGCGGGGCAUCGACAACCCGUCAGGUUUGUAGAGGAUGAGGAAUUGGCUUAUGUACUUACUAGAUAUAGACAACUGCAUGACGUGAUGCAUGCGGCCUUCGAUCUUGGAAUUUCUAUUGAGGCCGAAAUUUCCCUCAAAUUAAUUGAAUUCUAUCAGACAGGACUCCCGCUGUCUGCUGCUGCAGCAGAUGCAGCGCAUGCAGGGGAAGCAUCUGCUGCUGUUGCUAAGGCAGCACAUAGAUUAACCCAAGCCCCAAACAGCUGCAUGCAGCUGCUGCUGCCGCAAGAGCAGCACCAACAGCAGCAGCAGCAACAGCAGCAGCCCGCAACGGGAGCUGCGGAGUCACAAGCAGCAGCAGGAACAGCAGCCGAAGGUACACAAGCAGCAGGAACAGCAGCAGCAGCAGCAGCAGCAGAGGAGCCUGUUGUGCUGUACCCGCGCUCUGUGCUUCUUAAUGAGAUGCUUCCAUGGGUAAGAUAA
Molecule: messenger RNA, 1011 nt
Organism: Eimeria maxima
Lineage: Eukaryota; Apicomplexa; Conoidasida; Eucoccidiorida; Eimeriidae
Product: ubiquinone biosynthesis protein COQ4, putative
Exons: 6
Coding region: 1-1011 (336 amino acids)
Biological process (GO): ubiquinone biosynthetic process
Source: RefSeq, a predicted model, not a curated record